AAUAGCACGUGCAAGAACCACAUGUUCAUUCAGUUGACAGCAAGGGCAGAGCACGGACCACCGACACUGCUGCUUGCAAAACUUGGCAUUUAAAUGCAGCCACUAUUGUUUCUUUAACUGUCUUAAUACAUUGUUUUAAGCCUUUUUAUAACUACAGACAGAAACUUAUUUUUGUCUGAGCUUGUCCUUGCACUUGCAGCUGAAGCGUCUGUUUGAAGGUGACAGUUCAUUGAACUUUUGACGGGGGCGACGGAAGUUGGGAUUGCACAUUUAAUUCAAUUGCACAUUGCAUCGGCCACUCCGAGUUCUGAGGCGAGGUUGUGCAAGAACUUUUUCUCGUGAAAGUGUUCGAGCGAAAGCACACCAAUACAUUAAUUUCCCGCUGUUUUGCGGGUUGCGUUGUCGUUGUUUCAAGAUGUCAGACGACUGGGAUGAUGAAGUGUCAGGCAGCACAACAGUGGUUGGUUCAACAUUCACCAAUGGAGGUUCUAAUGGCUUAGGAGGUGCAAGCAAAUGGCAGCCAUCUGGAGUUGCUCCAAGUGGUGGAAGCGCUGGAAGAGGGCGGGGCAGAGGAAGUGGGGGGUUCCUCAGCUCAGCAGGAGCCGGUGGCUUUGGUAGUUCAGAACCUAAAGUAGGAGGUGGCUUCAGAAGUUCAACUACAGCAGAGACCAAUGGCUUCAACGGGAGAGGUGAUGCUAGCUCAGGAUUUGGAGGCUCUAAAGGUCGCAGUGGUGGCUUUGGAGGUGGUGGUGGUGGUGGUGGUGAGUGUUAUAAAUGCCACGAGACGGGACACUUCGCUAGAGAAUGCCCAAACGCAGAUUCCAGUGGAGGAGGCAGAAGUGGAGGAGGAGGGGGUGGUGAGUGUUAUAAAUGCCACGAGACGGGACACUUCGCUAGAGAAUGCCCAAACGCAGAUUCCAGUGGAGGUGGCAGAAGUGGAGGAGGAGGAGGUGGUGAGUGUUAUAAAUGCCAUGAAACCGGCCACUUCGCCAGAGAAUGUCCAAACUCAGAGUCCAAAGGAGGGAGCAAUGAAUGCUACAAAUGUCACGAGGAAGGACAUAUGGCGAGGGAUUGCCCCAACUCAGAAUCUAAAGGAGGCAGGCAAGGUCUGCGCUUUAAGCCUAGAAAGCCUGGACCUGCAUCGAGAUUUACCUCUCUGAUGGGAUUCAGUGGUGGUCUUGGUAUCGGUAGAGGCCGUGGCGGCAGUGGUGCAUGCUUCAAAUGUCAAGAGACUGGACACAUGGCCAGAGAUUGUCCAAAUGCUGAAGCCAAUCCAGACGGAGAAGCUCGGCCACCACCUUCAACCUACAUUCCCCCUGAGCCUUCCCAGGAUGAGAGUGAGUCAUAUGAAUUCAUGCAACGUGGAAUCAACUUUGACAAGUAUUAUGAUAUCCCAGUUGAAGUCACAGGUCGUGAGCCACCUAAAUGUAUAAACAGCUUUGACGAGGCCCAGUUGUCACCUGAAGUUAGGAAAAAUGUGACCAAGGCUAAGUACGACAGACCAACGCCUGUACAGAAAUAUGGUAUCCCAAUUAUCAACAGUGGUAGAGACCUGAUGGCAUGUGCUCAGACUGGCUCAGGAAAAACAGCUGCUUUCCUUCUACCCAUCAUCACUGGCAUGCUGAAUAAUGGAAUCACAGGCAGCUCCUUCUCAGAUUUCCAAGAACCCCAAUGCAUCAUCGUCUCUCCAACCCGUGAGCUGACUAGCCAGAUUUACAAGGAGGCUUAUAAGUUUGCCAGAGACACCAUUCUACGUCCUGUGGUUAUCUACGGUGGUACCAGCGUGAGUCAUCAGCUGAAGGAGGUAGAGAGGGGAUGUCACCUCCUAGUGGCUACCCCUGGACGCCUCAUGGACUUCAUCAACAGAGGAAAGAUCAAGGUCAACAAUUGCAAGUUCUUAGUUCUUGACGAGGCUGAUCGUAUGCUGGACAUGGGUUUCGGUCCUGAGAUGGAGAGACUUAUCUACAUGCCAGACAUGCCUAAGAAGGGAGAGAGGCAGUGCCUCAUGUUCAGUGCUACAUUCCCUAAUGAGGUACAAGAGAAAGCUGCAGAGUAUCUCCAAGAUUACCUCUUCCUGACAGUGGGUCGAGUAGGUGGGGCUGCCUCUGAUAUUACACAGACCGUCUUGGAGGUUGGGCAGUAUAAUAAGAAGGACCAGCUACUGGCGUUGCUGCAGGCACAAGAUGCUACCGACCGUACAUUGGUGUUUGUUGAGACUAAGCGUAGCGCUGACUUUCUGGCUUCCGUGCUUAGCCAGUCUGAAUUUCCAACAACAAGUAUUCAUGGUGAUCGUGAGCAGCGUGAACGAGAAGAAGCUUUAGCAGAUUUCCGUUCCGGCCGAGCCCCAGUUCUUGUAGCCACAUCAGUAGCAGCCCGUGGUCUAGAUAUACCCAACGUCAAACAUGUAGUCAACUAUGACCUACCAUCCGGUAUUGACGAGUAUGUUCAUCGUAUUGGCCGAACUGGACGUGUUGGAAACCUCGGCAAGGCUACUAGCUUCUACGACCCCUCUAAGGAUUCUCAAAGUGCUCGCGCAUUGAUAAAGGUUCUAGCUGAUGCUCAACAAGAAGUACCGGAGUUCUUGGAAAAUGCAGCUGACUCUGCCGUAGGAACCUUCCAUGGUAACGCUGGUGGUAGCUUCGGUGGCCGAGACACAAGGAAGCAAUUUACUGGUCGUGGAGGUGGUGGCGGAGGGCGAGGAGGUGGUCAAGAUGACUGGGGGUCUGGUGGGGGUGGAGGAGGAGGAGGCUUUAGUGCUGCAGCUGAUAACGGAGGUGGAGAUGAGGAAUCUUGGGAUUAAAGAAGCAAACCACAGACCCAUCUGGAACAACUUUUCAUCGUUACUGGAUUGGGACUCUGUCCUUGAAAUCACCUUCUUUCCCCAAAUGGUCUUCUUGUUGAACUGAACUUUUACCCAAAUCAGCUGAAGAAAGCUUUACUUUGACGUCCUUAAAAAAAAGAUUAAGAAAAAGUGCCAUAACAUUCCAGAUUUUGUAGAUUGUUUUCUAUUAUAUUGCUUUGUGUUAUUUUCUAUGCUUCCCUGUUGGAGAUUUCAAGCUUCACAUUGAGUUAAGAAGCUCCACCCCUUCAAGACAUGGCUGAACAUCAUAUUGUGUGUAAAGCUAGACAAGGGAUUCGCCGUCUGACACACUGUGUAGUAAAGACUUCCCUGUUAAGUUUACAAUAACGAGGAAUUAAGUUGUUUUUGUAAAUAGACAAUCAUCAACAAUGAAAGAUUUGUUAGUUUGCAUCAAUAGACGUGAAAGAGCAUGGAGAAGACAAACCAAGCUUUUUAAAAGUUUUCCUUGAGAAGCAAAAUCUUUUAGAGAAAAAAAUAUCAAAAACCAGGCAAAAUACAGAGCGAGUAGAGUCUAAGAUGUUGAAAUCAUGAGGAGCGGAUCCUUGACUCGUCAACACAUUAAACUUGCUGGCAACUGGAGUAGACACCAGACUGGAGGCAUGGAACGACCCCAUCACAAUUUAUGAAGAAAGCAACAUGUUGAAAAAUCUGCUCCUGUUUUUAGAGAGGGAAGAAAGCUGAUCUACCUGAGGCCAAAAUGGUUGGAAAGUUGUUACAAAUUUACAGCUUUUUAAAAAAGGAAUAUGAAAAGUCGGCAAUAUUUGAACCAUCUUGCCUGAUACCUGUAUUUUGAUUUUAAGGAAAGUCUGCAAAUGUAAGAUUCGAUUUGGGUGAUACUUUGAUAUUUUGAAGACCUUUUAGUUUGCAUCCGCAGUGCGUGCAAACCAUAACUCAUUGAACCAGCAUAGAGCUCUUUAAGACUUGAUUUUAAUAAUGUUUCAAAGUUUUGAAACAUGAAGGCUGAAAGAUAAAUGGGGAAAAAAAUGGUGCUUUUAAAUCCUUGUUUUUUCUACCUUGUAAAUAUGUAAAGCUAGACAACCAAAUUGCCUCUUAAAUGGUGGGCCUGGAAUGACUUCCAACAGCAAUAUUCCACUUUCUUAAAAGACUGUUCCACAACUGCUCCAAAAGUUUGUUUACCUGUAAUGAGGAAAGACUUGAACAAUGCUGCUGGGAAUCGAGCCCUGAAGUUUGGAAGAGCUUGACCCUGCUCAAAUAUGUGUCACCUCUGCAAUGGUAUUUGAAUUGUGAAGGACUUGACCAUCUGCACAAGUACAUAUAUUCGACCUCUGCAAAUGUAUUCGACCCCUGAAAUGAUUAGGGCUUGACCUUUGACCUGUAUUCGACCUAUAAGUGCGUAGUGGAUACCUCUGCAACGUAUGUGAUGUCAACAGUGUGUGACCUUUAACUUGAUGUCAGUAUUAACUAGUGACCUCUAUUGAGGAGCUUGACCUCUGCUGCUUGAGCUUAUGUGACCUCGGUGUGACCUCUGUAUUCUUUCUCUUGAAAGUAUUGCCAAAAAUGAUGAACGUUUUGAGUCGUCAAAAUCAUGAGGAGUGUGUUCUACCAGCUGAAGGAUCUAAGACCAUUGGUCCAUUGAUAGUAAUGUGACCUCUGUCUGGAACUGUGAUUGGUCAUCUGCUUGCCAGUCCUGUAAGCUUUUCGCAUCUGACUCAACUGCCGCCUAUUUGCCAAAAAAAAGAGACUUAUAUUUGAAACUUUUAUUAUUGAAAAACGAAAAACUGAAAAACAAAGUAUAACAUUUAAAGUUUAUAAGUUCAUAACAUCUAAUCAUAAAACUUAUUUUGUAUCACUUGAAUUUAUAUUUUUUUCAUUGAUAUAGUUAUGUUCCCUUUAUUUCAUCCCUUAGAAAGCACAGUACAUUAUUUUGUAAUUGUCUUUUAUUGUUGUGCACAGUAGUUUGUCUUACUUUAUUUUAUUUUUAAGUCGACUUUGAUCAAGCUCUUUACAUCUUUUGACAAUGAAGUCUUUGGCUUUGGCCUUCGUGUUUGUUGUUGCUGUAGGGUUUGAUUGGCCUAUAUUUCACAGAGGCAAUGAAGGGGAUUUACAAUGUCUCAGAGGGUGACCUUUGCUGAGGACACAAUUCCUUGGUGCCCUUGCCGUUUCAAAAGACAGAUAUUCUUAUCAAAUAAAGAAAGUUUCAGAUUUUGUCUUGUACUUUGAAGAAAACAAAAUUUGUUGGCUUCCUUGGUGCUAAGAUUGUACAAUAAGGAUGCUGGCAGGUUGUGAGAUCGUUAAGUUGUGCCUUGGUAUGCAUGUAGUCCGUGUAGUGUUUAAAUGAUGGAAAGAGCUGGAUUGGAGUGUGACGUUAUUUGCAUGAUGUACUUAAUGUAUUGUGGAUGGGUUUGAUUCUUGUACUUGCAGUUGGCUUUGACAACCAGGGUGACUGUUUUUCGGUCAUUUACGUAUGGCAUGAAAUAUUUUUGCCCCUUUUUAUUUGAAGCGGUUGACAUGUUUCUAUAAAGCGAAAAUUGGGUUAACUAAUUUAGAAAUAAUCGGGACCAUUUAUUAUCUUAGGAAUGUUUCUUGCAUGUUUUGUGAGUACUUUUUCAGAAUGGUAUUUCACAGACAUGAUAAAUUGCCAAAAUGUUAACAACCCGUUCAUAGAGAAAUUGAGAACUUUGAGAGGAUCUGAUUAUUGACUUUUCCAAUGAGCCAUUUGUGGGUUGGAUUUGAAUAAUGUCUGGUUCAAUGAUUUUCUUCGUCACAAGCAGCACUUAACUUUGAAUUUGACUAAAGAGACGGUUGCUAUGGAGGACACGCUUUUGCAUAGCAACCUCCAGAUAAGCAAACCCUGGUAACAUUGUGUCAUACUCGAUCAUUCAGUGAUGUGUAUGAGUGUACACUGUCUCUAGUGGAAGGAAACGAAGCUUGCCCCAAAUCGAGUUAUUUUUCUUGCAGUCUGGGGAAUUCAAAAUUAUGUAAUCAGCGUGUGAUUAUAGUAAGUCAUUGAACUAGACAUACAAAAGACUCAUUUGUAAGUUGCAUGUCUGAACGUUUCAACCCAUAAGGAAACAAUGUCACAUAUUGCUGCAGAGCAGGGUGCAUUUAUUAAACUCAAACCUUCGGUUGACUCAACAAGUACAUGGUUACCCUCUUUGUUUAGAAUAGACCUUUUCCAUAACUUCAGAUUUUGUUAGAUUUGUACUUGUGCACCAACAAAAACAUGAACAUAAAUUCCUUUUAGAAACUAGUACAACUUAUAAAAAUACAAAAGUGCAACAAAAAAAAACAGCUGGCUUUGACAGGUACCAGUUGAGCCUUAAGUGUUCAUUGUUUAUUGUUUAUAGUGAUAAAAGUUACUAAUGUUUUGGAUGUACGUUAGGGAGGCUAACCAUCUGCUACUUUCUUGUUGCAUUCUUGAAUUUUAAUAAAAGUUUGCCAUAUUCGAA
This is a messenger RNA of Asterias rubens (European starfish), 6270 nucleotides long. RefSeq names its product probable ATP-dependent RNA helicase DDX4. Gene Ontology annotation, cellular component: P granule; nucleus. Gene Ontology annotation, biological process: cell differentiation; gamete generation. Lineage: Eukaryota; Metazoa; Echinodermata; Asteroidea; Forcipulatida; Asteriidae. The record is from RefSeq and is a predicted model, not a curated record. Bases 416 to 2800 code for a protein of 794 amino acids. The transcript has 19 exons. Gene Ontology annotation, molecular function: zinc ion binding; RNA binding; ATP binding.